Cucurbita moschata (crookneck pumpkin) is the source of this 1424-nucleotide messenger RNA. Its product is annotated as E3 ubiquitin-protein ligase SDIR1. The record is from RefSeq and is a predicted model, not a curated record. NCBI's taxonomy places the organism in Eukaryota, Viridiplantae, Streptophyta, Magnoliopsida, Cucurbitales, Cucurbitaceae. The transcript has 9 exons. The coding region runs from base 315 to 1142 and encodes 275 amino acids.
AUACUACGUCGUUUUGCGCAUUCAACUCCAUCUCCCAAAGCCUACCUUACUAGGAAGCGAAGCCAAGCGAAACACGGGUCACAUAGCAACUCAACGCGUCCGAGUCACUUCCCUCACUAGACUCGCUCCUCCAUCUUCUCCGUCGCCACAUACGGGUUUUCAUUCUCACAUAAUUUUAAGAUACCCCAUCGCCAAAACUGUCCGAUUCCAAGCAAACUCUGUCGCUUUUGGACCAACACAAUCACCCCUAUUUACUCGAUUCUGUUCUAUUCUCAUUUCUCUGACAUCAACCAGCUGUCGCAACUACUGCAGACAUGAGUUUUGUUUUCCGUGGAACAAGAGUUCCAGACAUAGAAAAUGGUCUAUCUGGAUUUAUACCUGAACGGCGUGCAAUGCGGGUUCAUGCAGCACGUCCUGUUAACUCAAACUCACUUGCCUUUCUUGUCACAGUCCUUUUGUUGUUCAUGAUGUUAAAUUCUCACCAGAUGUCACCGAACUUUCUGCUCUGGCUUGUGCUUGGUGUGUUUUUGAUGGCUACAACAUUAAGGAUGUAUGCGACCUGUCAACAACUUCAGGCUCAAGCCCAAGCUAGAGCUAUGGCAGCCAGUGGCCUUCUUGGGCACACUGAAUUGAGGUUACAUAUGCCACCAUCAAUAGCACUUGCUACUAGAGGACGUUUACAAGGGCUAAGGCUUCAACUUGCUCUGCUUGAUCGGGAAUUUGAUGAUUUAGAUUAUGAAACUUUGAGAGCUUUGGAUUCUGACAAUGCUCCGACAACACCUUCUAUGAGUGAGGAACAAAUAAAUGCUCUUCCUGUUCAUAAAUACAAGGUUUCUGGUCCUCAAAGCGACCCCUCUGUGAACCAGCAGGCUUCAUCUUCAGAGUCUAAUGAGAAGAGACAAGAUUCAGCUAAUGCAGUUGGCAGUACCAAGGCCUCGGAGGAUGAACUUACGUGCAGUGUUUGCUUGGAGCAAGUAAAUGUUGGUGAACUCGUACGUAGUCUGCCAUGUUUACAUCAGUUCCAUGCCAACUGCAUAGAUCCAUGGCUGCGACAGCAGGGCACGUGCCCUGUUUGUAAAUUCAGAGCGGUGUCUGGGUGGUCAGAACAGGGACAAGGGGAAACCGAUGCGUAUUCGGUUUGAUUGAAGGCAAGGCAAGUUAUCGAACUAUGCUUGAUGCCUGCUUAAAGCGCAGCGUAUAUGGACAGACAUGGUGUAAUUAGGAUGAGGGUAGGAAUUACAGGAAGUGCGAUUGCCUUCUUUGAACUUCUACAAGCCAUUUAUUAAUUGUAUUCUUGAAGUUGAUCAUUUGUUAUAUAGUCUCUGACCAUUGCGAGUGAGCAGAAUUUUGUUCUUUCACUAUCUUCCAUGUAGUCCAAACCUUACCAGCAAGUGCUUGUUAUAUCUAGAACUCUUUCAUGAUUC